AUGGCCAUUAGCCAUCUGGGGUUGUCGGCCGUUGGCUGGCAUUUAAUGAUUGACUCUUGGUGGGACUUGCUCCUCGCUGGAUUCAUACUCGCCAGCAUUGUACUGGGAUCUUCAUAUUUAUUAUACAACGGCUGCCGUUUAAUCAUUCGACGGGCCAAGACAAAACGCCCGAAAUCUUCGCUCCCGCGUCAAAUCGCGCGUUAUUUUGCCAGCUUGCGGCGAAGCUCAAAAAGUUUCCAAACACGCUUCACUUCAGAAAAGAUUACAAAGGAGGAACUCAACUCCUUCGGCGUCUUCCUCGGUAACUUUUCUCAGCCGCCGACCGCCGUCCAGCAUCGACUUCUUUCUCGGUGGGACAUCCUUGUCGUCGAUCCCUUUCAGGACGGCGUCGCCAAUGCAUUGAAGACCUGCCAGCCCACCGCCAAACAUGUCCUUGGCCGCAUCGACGUGCAAGCGCUGACCAAGCACGAUGACUUGGGCGACAAACCGGAGGAUGUCAUCAGGAAGCUGACCACGGUCACGCAGGCGCUGCACUCGCACCUGAGAGACGGGAGCCGGGAGCGUUCGGCGUACCGCGGCGUGUUGCUCGCCGGCUUCCGCGAGCAUUUCCAGCCGCCAGUUAUGAACGAGCUGUGCCGACACAUCAAGGACCUCGGACUCGACGUAUGGCUUGAACUGUCGUGCCCAGAGUACCUAGCCGAGCAUGAGGCACGCGCCCUGGACAUGAAGCACAUCAAGGGCAUCGUUUACCGCAACGGCACCAUUCGACAAGAUGGCGACAGGCAGAACUUCUUCCAGAUGGAGGCGAUGCGUACCGUCAUGCGUGCAGUUGCCGCACAGCGUGUGGCCCAUGGCCCUGCGCUCGUCAUGUGGGAGACGGUAGACGACGACAAGCAGAUGCAAUUCGCCGUCGUCAUGCGCGCGUACAGCUGGUGCACGUACAAUAGCGCGCUGUGCUGGAUAGGUCACGCCGAUGCGUUGCUGGAUGCGGAGCGUGCGCACACUCGGUCCAUCGCGACCAAGCCUCUGGGAGCCCUCAUGUGGUUGAAGAACGAGGCGAACAUGGGCGCCCACGACACUUGGCGUGCGAACAACAAGAUCUCCCUUACCUCGACCAGCCGGGAUGCAAUCUAUGACUCUAUUUCCGCGUUUCUUCCGGAUCUCUCGGCACAGCUCCGUCUUCUGCCACCGGCAGGUGAUGGUUGCUGGAUGCGGAGCCCUCUGGGAGCCCUCAUGUGGUUGAAGAACGAGGCGAACAUGGGCGCCCACGACACUUGGCGUGCGAACAACAAGAUCUCCCUUACCUCGACCAGCCGGGAUGCAAUCUAUGACUCUAUUUCCGCGUUUCUUACGGAUCGCUCGGCACAGCUCCGUCUUCUGCCACCGGCAGUUGAUGUCUCCCAGCCAGGCCCGCCGCCGGCUUCCAGGCACGGCGCCCCGUUGCGAGGCGCGCUCGUUCCAAGCGAUUCUCCCUUCGACUCUCCACGAGCCGCACACGCAUUGUCCGUCGUGUCCAGGAACAGCAGCAACCUCGACCUCGACCUCGAUCUCGACUCCGUGGGGCUUGGCUGCUUCCAACUCGGCCACAAGGCCACCUUUGCCGACUUUGCACAAAUUCGCCUGAACCAGAGCAACCUUGCCGAGCUUGAUCUGCUGGCGAAGCUCAAGCCCGACGAGCUGAGCAACGUGCGCAGUCAAAUCGAGACACUGUGCGACGACGCCGACCUCAGCCCAAGGACCCUCCGUGCCAUCCACGACCUCGUCGAUCUCCUUGGCACAUGCACUCCCGACAAUGAGCAAGAUGCACGCAUCAAGGUCUUCUCCGGCCUGCAUUCAGGCUUCCAGACUGGCUCCGGGACGCAGUACUGGGGUGUCUAUGAGCUCGGCCAUGAGGAUUCCAUCACCUUGUACCUGUCCAACAAGGCCAAGGACCGCACAGGAACGAUUCUGCACACAUUCCUCUCCAGCCGUCAACUGACAUGUGCCGAGUGCUUCCUAGUCGAGCAGGCCUUGGCCAAGAAGACGGGACGUCUUGACGACUCGUGGCAGCUGUGUACUCGCAUUGUCCACGAUCUUGAGCGCCUCUCACCGGCCGAGGCCAUCUUGUUCCUCAGACGACUCCAGUCCUCUACAGCAAGCUCGCAGUUCCUGGCCCGAGUUCGCAGCUGCCUCGAGUAUCAACUGCUCGAUAUACCGUCGCUCACCCAGCAGCGCGUCCUCAGCUCUGUUGACUACCUGAGCGGCAACAUCUCUGCUGAAACGCUGGUUGAUGCCCGCCUGGCAUGGCUUGCCGGCAAGGGAUGCUGGACUCCCGAUCGCACCAGGGCCAUUCAACUUUUCCACGACGUCGGAGACCGCCUGUACGCUGUUCUCAUGCAGGGUGAAACCUCUACUCUUGAGCAGCUGAGUCGCGGUAUACAGCAACUCGUGCAGCAGGGCCAAGUCGAUGCUGGAGUCGACAUCUUCGCCCUCGCCGUCUUCAGCGCAUUCCGCAAGCUUGCGCUUGACGAAGUCUACCUCGAGGUCCUUGAUCGCAACGUAUAUCCCAACCACGCUGCCGAUCAGGCGGGCUGCUUUGCGGAAAACUUUGCUCUGGGCUCGCGCUGCGACUCCUUCUUCGAUACCACCCCUCGCGCCGUCGGUCGCAUCAUUGCUGACCGCUACCGUGCCUACUACAUGAAGUAUCAGCCACCCAUGCGUGACGAGAUGUUUACGGAGCUCCCCACCGCAUAUGCUGCCAUGCAGGUCGAUUUUGACCCCGACGACGGCAAGGAGAAGGUGACUGUCGCAUACAGGAUUACCUUUUUUGCCAUUUUCGCCGUCCCUGCACUCAUCGAUGUCAUGUUGCUGACCACCAUUGGACGCGGCUUAUACCUAACCACCUUUAUGUCCUCGGAGCAAAAGACGAUGGCUACGACGGCUCUUAUGCUGGCCCUGCUGAUGAGCGGUGCAUUUGGUGGUUGGAUCUGCUCAGGUGGAAGUUACUACUUCUACGCAAACACGUUUCCUGCAAUGAACUUGUUCGUGUUGACCAGAUGGAUUGCCGGUUUCGCGACAAGCAUCAUCGCCGCCAUUGGCGGCUUUAUUGUGGUCGCUUUGGUGCAGAGAUUGUCGGCUGCACUCAUCUUUUUGUUCUACUUCCUCAUGCUGUCCACAUAUCUGCUGGUCCUAAAUGCCCUAUCCAUCUACCAGCUGCCUGGGUCGAGCUUCCUCUCGGGUAGAACCGUCAUCUUCUCUUGCAUGCCGAUCCUUUGCAUCUCCCCCAUUGUCAGCAUGUUCACGGAAAACGACAUCGUUGUCUACCUCCCGGUCCUGAGCUGCUUCUUGAUUGCUCUCCUGGUGGGCGCCCAGAGCACCAUUUCGCAGUGGAGCUCUUGGUACCUCAAAAUCCCCUUUGUCACCGACGCCGAGGUUAUCGGCUGGUAUCGCCAAAGCACCAAAGCUGAGGCCGCGGAUCUCGCCAACCUGGAUGACAAGGACAUGAUGCCUAUAGCGCGCUCUGCGAUUCACGCUGCUGUUCUCAAGGAGUGCAACCGCUUCUACUUCUCCAAGCGUUCCCCAGAUCCGCUCGUUAGGAAGCUGGCUGAAGGUUACGAGUCUACCAUGUUCCUCAUGCGAUGGUACUGCAGACACAAGAGAUCUCGCUUGCCAUUUCCCUACAGCACCACAUGGAACCUUACUCUCAAGGCCGGCAUGGAGAACUUGACCAACAUGCAGAAGGGACUCAAGCUACACAGCGCCUUCUUGCACUGGCGAGCUACUGGCCGCGACAUCUGGUCUGGUCUGCUCUACUUCGUCGUGGCUCUCUUGGACAAAUGGGUCGCUCUCUUCACUGGCGGCGGCCUGGUCGGUCUCUCCGCCGCCAGCAGCGAGGAAUUUCGGCUUGGCAUUGGCUUUGGUCUCUGCUACUACCUCGUUGGUGCAGUCUCUCUUGACAUCGUGUCUCAGCCUCUGUGGACAGCCGCCAACGAGAAGUCCACCAAGCCCAUCACUUCACUCGAGUCCCUCAAAGUCAUCAAUGCUGAGGAGUCCCAAGCCAGGCGCAGGCUCUACUGGAGGUCACUUUGCAAGUUCUUCUUCUUCCACAUCUGGGGCGCUGCCAUUUUUGCGGCUCUUAUGUGGGUGUUCCAGUCCUCGCGCGACAACACCAUCAUGUUCCUGGGAUACAUCGUUGCCUACUCCGGUCUACUGGGAUAUCAGUUCAACAAAAUCUUCUGCGGAACCAACGGCGCCGCUGCCCUCGCUGUUGGCGCUCUCGCAGGUCUUCCCACUGGUCUUGCCCUUCACAAGGGUAUGCCUGGCUUCUCGUAUAGCGGUCUCAUAUGCCUGGGUGUUGCCACGUGGGUGUCUUGCAUUUGGUCUUUCUUCUCCGCCAACCUGGGUUGGCCAACCUUCUUCAAGUCUGCACCAAAGUCUGAGGUAUCCGCUGAGAAGCACAACGCCGAGUCUUCCAAAAUUACCUACUCUGUCAGUGCUCUGCAGCCCCUCCCAGAACUAUCCCAGAGCACCCUUUCGAAAAUGUUUGAGUCGGCCCGCAAUCUCCCGGCGGACGAGCGGUACUUUCUCGAUUCAGCUGAGCAUCCUGGUCAGAGAGUUGUGGAACUUCUUUCUUCGCAUAUGAUGUCGCAAAGUCCGGAAAUCCUCACAGACGCCUUCCCAUCAGCCAACGAGCUGCUCCAAGUGGCUGUGCAAAACUGGGAGAAUGGCAAGAUUGUUGUCGAGCUCGUGUCCUCCCAUCAUUUCUCCCAGUCGGACAUUGAAAUCCGGUCCAUUAGCCGUCAUUGUGACCAAACACUGCACAUUUUGGUCAUUCUCGACUCGCACCCCGUGGACAAUCAUCGCACAUUGACAAUGUAUCGUCACUGGAAGGUCAUCGCGGAGGCGGUUAUCAGGGCCACCGCACAGCACCUACUCGGCUUGUCUUGCCAUGACUCUAUCCUUGCUGAGCUGCUGGUUGUCGAUCACUUUGAUAACAUCGAGAUAUCGAUUCCCGAAGGAGUCAAGCGCCAGCUCAAAAUGUCGUCCGCGGAGCGAACUCGGGUGAUUCGUGAGGGCAACCAGACUCUCCUCCGCUACAUUCUUCUCGGCGUGGACUUGGAGGUGGAGUGGGACCUGCUCCCCGAGCACAUUCGGCGCUUCCUGCUUCAGCGCUGUGAUGGAUGGGCUGGACCGUUGUCAGAUGGCGAAGAGAGCUGGCUGCAUCAUAGACUCCUCUCUCAAGGCUCUUCCGGAAAUGUAGAAAGUCACAUUGCUCGCUGCAAAUUGGGCGUCGCUCUCACCACCGCCAUCCUCGCAUAUGCGCACGAUCUUGAGGCUGACGGCUACCUUGAGAACCCACCUCACGCCGACAUCGAAGACCGUGGGGACAGUGUCCAAUCCGGUGAUGAGAUGCCAAGCACGGGGUUUGCAUCCCUCAUCAAGCCUACUUCAUCACGUAUUCUUCAAAAUGUCAAUCUGUGCAUCAAGUUCCUAAUCAUUUCCUUGAUUGCCGACCCGGAGUACCAGAGGGAGCUGGACUUUGUAAUACAGGAUAAGCCGGGCUUCGUUCGCUGGCCAUUGGUCUUCUUUCUCAACACUAUCUGGUCCUAUUGUAAAUUCUGGCAGAACGUGCUCAUUCCCUUGGUUCUAUUCCACGGUCGUGAGCACGUGGCCAGGGUCCAGAAACACAUCAAAGGCAUGACAACUGUUCUGGAGAAGCGCAAGAUCGUCACCGAAAGCUUUAGUGGCCCAUCUACCUGGUUCUGGACUGUUCGGGCCGACGGUAGCUUGAGAGUGUCUCAAUAUCAGGGUCGCCAUGAUAGUGAACCCAGCAACAUUCAGAAGCUGAUGGCCGUGAACAUGUACACGAACAAGCUGGUCUUGCAACAGAGGGAUGUCUACAGCAAGGGGGUUGUCAGUAGCUCAUACCAGUAUGAGUACGAGAACGGCGAUUCGAGACUUCCCCUUCAGCGUCAGUGCUUAUCCGGCGAUCGCCAAGGCGAGAUUGUCCAAUAUGAUCGUCGAGGUUACAUCACGUCUGGUUCCGCUAUGAGAGGCGUCAACCGAGUCACUUGGAAGUUCUGGUAUCGUAAGAACGCCAAGCACGAGGAUGAGUUGCUCUGGGCCGAAUACACCUUCCCUCACAUUACCGUGAAAGUGCUUUGGAGCAUGCCUCCCCGCAAUCCUCAGAAGCGUCUGGAACAAUGGAUCCCGUUUUCUACCGUAACGGAGGCUACAUUCAUCCAUGGUCAUGAUGUGUACCACGCCUCUUGGGGUUUUGAACACAAAUCUCAUCCCGAGUUGUCGGUCACUCUCAACGGGAACCCUAUAACGACCCCACCCAUGAUCAAGGAGGAUUGGUUUCAGGUCCUGCAGAAGCCCGAGAAGUGCAGCUUUCAGAGCGAGAACCCGCUCCUGCCUUUCUCAUCCAUUAAGACCAACCCCGUAUCUCGUCUUCUGGGAUUCAACAUCAGGCGAUACCCGAUCCCUACCUCGGUUGCGCGUACUCAACUCUGGAAGGCAUGGAAGGACGGCCGCGAAGUGGACGCCAUUAGUGCCAGAUGGUUGGACGAAAAGCUGCUCCGCUCUGACUAUAUCAUGCGCCCUUACUGGAGAAAGCGCGACUUUGGUCGUCUGGAGGCUGCCAAGAAGUACCUUGAUGCUCAGGCUGAUACCAUCAUGGCCCGGGUUGACCUUGACUCGACCAUUAGCCCAUGGGUGCACAUUGCCUACAAGAUUGCUGAUUUGUAUAGCUUUGGUCCCGGUGGCGACGCUCGUAUCAACACCCGCAAGUUGGAAUCUCAGCUCCACGAUACCCCUGAGGAGCUCCAUGUUCUUGCCAUGGAUACCUCGACUUGGCCCAAUGACCCCGGUGGUGUGUCUGCCUGCCGACGGGACAUGGUCAACGACCCCAAAACAAUCAAAUGGCAUGUCGUCGCCGAGUCAGCCAAUGAUUAUGGCGUUCCCCGGUUCCAAAUUGAGCGAAAUGUCCAGUCUCUGACCAUAUUGCCACUUUGGGGUUUGGAUUUCCUGAAUCCCACACACGGUGUGCUGGAGACAAGUCUUGAUUCGGCAGUGGUGCAGCGGUCACACAUGACGCGCACUGCAGAUAUCACACAAAACUUCCUGCCCAUUCUCAGCAGCCUCGUCAAAUGCUCGCGAAUUACUCAUUUGAACCGCCAGCACAUCGAGGAGGCUACCAGGGCCUUGGUGGACCUCAACACCUACUUUGAGAAAACCCGUAAUUGGAACGACGUUUGGCAGCACCCCGUUGUCAAGGAAAAGUGGCGCGAGCUAUGGCUGACGGAAAGCUUGGAGGGUGCCUUCAACAUCUCCCAGUGGUGGGACUUCGAGAAGCCCAGCCUCAAGCAGCUCGAUCUCGCGCUGGACUUGUGGUGCCGCUACCUUUUCAUCUUCUCCCUGCCCGUCCCCGAGGAGAUCCCCGAUGUCUUCCAAGCGUCGCACCACUUCACGGGAGCAACGUACGGCAUCGUCUGCAAGGCCAAGCGCAACUGCACCCUGCACAUCUGGGACCACUGUAUUAGUUACCGAGAAUUUACUACUUUUAUGAGCUCGGCCGUUUCGUACGACGCGCCGUUUGUCAACAGCUCUCUCAUUUCUCUGACACACCUCAGUUGCGUUCUGCUUGAACACCACGCUGAUGUCGUUCUACCCUGCUGUGACUACUUCAACCCCGGAUGGGAGGUGGAGCUUGGCACCGCCGAGGGUGUUAUCGAGCAUCGCCGGACCUUUGAGCGCAAGAUUGACCCUGUCGUCAAUGGCAUCUGUAACAUGGAAAAGUUUGAGCCCAUCAAGACCAUCAAGACCAACCAGCCUACAGUGGUUAUGUUGUCACAUGUUCAGUACGCCAAAGACAUCAAGAACGCUAUCAUGGCGACGGACAUUAUUGUCAACAAAUGGGGCAUCAAGGACUAUCGCCUCCACGUGUACGGCGAUCAGGAGCGUGCCGCAACCAUUGCCACCGAGUGUCAGGAGCUCAUCGCCUCCAAGAACCUUCAGGACUACUGCAUCCUCAAGGGCCUUGGCAACCCGUCAGUGGUCCUCCAAGACGCCUGGCUGUUCCUCAACUCGUCCAUCUCCGAGGGCCUGCCCCUGGCCAUGGGCGAAGCUGCGCUGACGGGUGUGCCCGUAGUGUGCACCGACGUGGGAGCCUCGUAUUGUGUGGUGACGGACCGUGCGACGGGCGACCGGUUCAGCGAGGUGGUGCCGCCAAACGACUCGGAGUCGCUGGCCCGGGCGCAGAUCAGUGUGAUGGGACUUCUCGGCCGGUGGGCAGAGUACGCUGACGACCCGCCCGGCGCCGAGGUGCCGGUGCUGGGAUACCCGAUGCCGACGCCGGAGCAGGUGGAGCAGAUCUCGAAGCGCAUCUACGCCAAGACGGAGCAGCGUCGUGCACUGGGCAUGCGCGGCCGCCAGAAUGUGCUCAACAACUUCUCGUCGGAGCGAUAUCUUCGAGAGCACGAGCAGAUGCUGUGGGUUGGCAAGUAUCGCAGCCAGGCGUACCGCUCAAGGGUUGCCGUGACAGGAUCCAGCACGCCGACCUCGCUGCCGUCUUCCCAGUGGGUCUCUCGCCUCACCCCCGAGUCGUGGAUCUCGCUGUCAACGGAAAAUCUGACUAUUAUUCAUUAUUGA
Metarhizium acridum CQMa 102 is the source of this 8631-nucleotide messenger RNA. Lineage: Eukaryota; Fungi; Ascomycota; Sordariomycetes; Hypocreales; Clavicipitaceae. The record is from RefSeq and is a predicted model, not a curated record.